CGUUUUAUGCGCCUGUGCAACUUACGCCAUUAAUGUCCAAUAGGUGUAUCAGAGGUAUAUAAAGAAACUUCAGUGAACGUUUGGCGCUACUUCAAAUUCUCACUGCAACUGUACUUUAUUUUAUUUGUGUCCGUGCAUAAUGUCAGUUGCACCAGCCAUCCAAAUACUAGUAAACAUAGUCAAUGUUAUUAAAAGAUUCAAAUUUGAAGACUUAGAAUCAGCGAUAAUGCCUACGUUUCCUGAAAUAUCAUGGACGGAUAUAAAAUCCACAUUGAUUAAACAGUGUAGAAGUUUCACAUCGGUUAAUGCAGCUCAGCUUAUCAAAGCAGCAAUAGCUAAUGCAAAACUCAGAGUUAGUGAUUUAAGAGAACGCUUUUCGACAUUGCAGUUAAUUGAUGCAAGUUGGCACAGCGAACGCAGAACAUGGUAUGGUCACAAAUUAGUAGGUUCUAACACAUCUGCACAUUAUUUCAUAAGCAGAAGAAUUCAAAGUUCUAUGCAAGAUUAUUUUGAUUCCUUUAAACUGAACAUAGAUGUGAAAAUAAACACACACAAUGGUAUUACAUAUAUCUCUGUGAAAGCAAGGCAUUCAAAACACAAAAGACAAAAAAAUCUGAAUCCAGUUCCUAUUUUCAUUGCUCUAUUCAUCGGCCAUGAGUAUUUCUUUAGUAGUAAAAAAAAUAUAUCAGCCGAUAUAAUACAAGCAAUAGUAAACAGCAUGGGAUACAAGAAAAGUUACACGCUUAAAUUAACAGGCAAAGAUCUUAAAUCAUUGAUUGAAAUGUGUUGGAGGCAGAAAGGAAAAGCAUUGGAUUCUGAAAAUAUUAAUGAAUCUGUGCAGUACAUGGAUGCUAGUCCCGAUAUAAAGAGUACAGGUAUAGACUUUACUCAACAUAAACAACGGAGAAAAUAUGCGGAAAAAUGUUUUGGAGAUGAUCCUCCUACUUUAGAAUCACUUGUCAUAAAUGCAACAAACAUACCUUGGGCACACAAGGAUGUAUCUGCAAAACUACCAAAUGAAAAAAUCGAUGUAACGUGGGAAUUUCGUAGCCAUAAUAUUGCUACAUUUUUAACAAAAUUGAUGGAACAACAAGUACUUAUAACACCUGCACCAAGUUAUAUAUCAAAUUUUAUGGUAUCUGGUAAAAACCAAUAUAUGAUUCGAAAGGAUUGACGACUCUGAUAAUUAGAUGAUAAUUGACAUUCAUGUCUAGUUAAUAACGAAGGCAAAGCAUUAUUGUAGUUGUUACCGUAUCUAAAAAUAUCGUUACCAGUGCUGUUCUUUUGAUUAAAAUUAUUCAGGUCUAGUUUUAUACUUUGUGCAAUUCUUAGAUUGAUGUUUUUGAAGUAUUAUAGGACUUAAUAUAUUUCUAAUUGACUUGACAAAUGAUAUGUUUGGGAUGAAUGAAAUAAAUGCAUCCUCUUUUUAUCGAAAUGGGAUUUUUAUAUUGUAGGACGAAGUUUAUUACAUGAUAAGUUGAAAAAUAUGUGUCAGGUUUAUUCUAGCCUGAUACAUUAAAAUUCAACAAAUGAAAGGUAAUGUUCCAUGUACAUAAAGAUGCAGUUAUAAUAUUUGGUUUUAUUCUUUCAAAUAAAAAAAUCUUGUAUGUAAUUUAUAUAAAACUUUGUUGUAAAAUAAAGGUUUACGAAUAAAAUAA
Hylaeus anthracinus is the source of this 1658-nucleotide messenger RNA. RefSeq lists its product as uncharacterized. The record is from RefSeq and is a predicted model, not a curated record. The transcript is spliced from 6 exons. NCBI's taxonomy places the organism in Eukaryota, Metazoa, Arthropoda, Insecta, Hymenoptera, Colletidae. The coding region runs from base 140 to 1174 and encodes 344 amino acids.